Messenger RNA from Neurospora tetraspora, 1432 nucleotides. RefSeq lists its product as uncharacterized. The record is from RefSeq and is a predicted model, not a curated record. NCBI's taxonomy places the organism in Eukaryota, Fungi, Ascomycota, Sordariomycetes, Sordariales, Sordariaceae. The transcript is spliced from 3 exons. The coding region runs from base 191 to 1153 and encodes 320 amino acids.
GGAAGAGGCAAACUCCAGCAUGACCACCGAACAAAUUGCACCGAACUCGAAAUUCUCCUCCCAUUAUCCUCGUAAAAUCUUGUGAGAAGUGCAAGCUCUACCAUACACCCAGUCAGAUACUCUGCCAUUAUUAUUCUCUCACCCUCCAACCCAUCCUCGGCAUCUUCAACACCCCUUGCUCCUCGUAGACAUGCCUCCUAAAAGGAGAACAAGAGUAGCUGACAGCACCACCGUCGCUGCUGCAAACGGGCGUGCAGCGCAGAACAAACAGGGGCAUCCUCCGAAGCGACCCGCCUUGUCUCUUCUGGAUACCGACACCGACGGCAAAAAGCCACCCGCGCCGAAACGACCCGUGAAGAGAGCGCGGAAGAGCCAGACACAGCCGCUGCGGACUAGGUCUAGUAGUCAUGGACAUGGACAAGAAGACGAUGAUGCGGACGAUGACGAUGAUGGUGGGGAUGCGGAUAUUCCAGAAAGACAGGUUGCGAAUAUCAAUCGCAAACGGAGCAAGCCUCGCAAUGCACCGCCGGCGACGGUCGAAGAGUACUUGAUGGAGCAGACCCAGCUGGCCAAGGAGUUCUUGAAGGGCUUCAAGGCGGAGCUGUUGGAAAGUCAAAGUCGGGCGGAGGAGAGUCUGGCGAAGUUCAAGCGGGAGUUACACAACGUCCAGACCAACGACGAGAAAGACUUUCGCAAAGUCUACACGACCCUGAAGGCGGCCACAUUGGACAAAACGAAGAAUCCCAACGGCAUCAAGGAAAUGAACCCUUUGUUUACCAAAGGGGAACAACUCACCAAGAUAUGUCGCGACAUCCUCCAACGCCAUCAGAUCGCCGACAGAGACUCGCAGCAGCACAAGCCAACUGUACCACGAGAGAUCUGGGAGCAGGACCAUCAGAAAAUGCGACAGUUGCUGGACUACGGGAAGAAGUACGGAGAGAAUUUGGUGGAGGGAAUCAUCAGUCCCGAUGUUAAGAGUGAUGAUGGUCCAUCCAAAGAUGGGGAGAAGGAAGACGGCUUGAGUGAACCCGAGACACUUGCUGUUGGGUUGUUCGAGAAGUCGAAGAAGAAGAGUGGAGAGACGGAGACUUGGGGGAGGGUUGCACACGCCCAGGUGAAGGCUUUGGCAGCUGUUGUUAGGACUGUGCCGUAGAGUGAGUAUGGGAUGUUGAGGGCGGAGGGAGGAGCUUAUGAGGCAGCGUGGACUCUUAACAUGAUGGUUUUGUGUUUUCUGGAAGCCAUCAAGAGGAAAUCUGUCAAGGAAACGAUGUGGAGGGGAUGCUAGGUGUAGCUGGUGACUGUAGUCGAAUUUCUUCCGUUGGUAGUUUCUUGAACCAUGGCAGACACAUGCACGACUAUUCCAGGCACCUUCACCCUUUGGCAGACAUGGCAUUCAUCUGAUCUUUGGGUCAAGCAGAUGGUGUUGCCCCUG